Physella acuta is the source of this 2750-nucleotide messenger RNA. RefSeq names its product protein scribble homolog. The record is from RefSeq and is a predicted model, not a curated record. Gene Ontology annotation, molecular function: protein binding. NCBI's taxonomy places the organism in Eukaryota, Metazoa, Mollusca, Gastropoda, Physidae. Gene Ontology annotation, cellular component: cytoplasm.
AUUUCAAAGUCAAUGUUUUUAAUGUUCUUGGAUUGCGCAGGUCGAUUUGAUUCCGUGCUGGAUUUUUUUUCUAAGUAGGCCUAGACACCUCCCUGCUUUUAACACGACAUUCUUUUAUUCUUGGCAGGCAGCACUAGCGUAGAACUCGCGUGUUGUAUAUUCAAUGGAACCGUUCUUUUAAAACCUCCAAACAUACACUCGCAGGCACUGUCGGCGCUUUGAUAGUUCCGUGUAUUAAAGUUCAGAUUUUUUACUGCUAGGAUUUGGCGUAGCUGUUCAGUGUACAGUAUUAAAACCUACGUGUUAAACUAACUGUUUACACAUGCAACCAGGCUGAAGAGGAGAUAAUAAAAAAUAUAAGCUCCUGAUUUGGCCUUCCAAGGUGGAUUAAGCGUUAACUGGUUGACAGUUUGUUUGUCUUUUAGAGACGAUAGUGUUUUAUUCAUUAGAAAAACAAUAUAGCAGUGGAUAGACAAGGUGUUUUAUUAUAAACUAAACCAAUGGAAUUAGUCUAAUAACUGGAGAAAAAUGAAUUUAAGGAACAGAAGUAACAGAUAAGCCGCGACCACUUAUCUCCAACCUGAGUUGUAUGUGACAUGUAAUAUAAAUGACACCUAGCCUUAAAGAAAUGUGACAGUGUACGUUUCAUAACGAUCUCACAUGGAUAUUUGCUAAAUCAAUACAACGACCAGGUUUUUUUCAACGUCAACAGUAAAAAGAAAUAUUACUAUUUUAAAACAGUGACUUCUUGGAUUAUGAUUCCAGUCUUGUAUACUGAAAACUAUUCCAGCAUUUAAAGAAAUGGCCCACGCUUUAUCAUUGCGUAAUAUACGCAUGCGCAUUGAGACUGAAGAUCCUUUGUAUUAUGGGCAGAAGAAACUCAAGAUGCAAGGUCGUGACCUAGUGAAUUUACCUAAAGCAGUAUUUAAAAUCAUGGAGCUUGAGGUUCUAGACUUGAGUCCAGAGCGAGAAGCCUGUCUGGACUACAAGCUACAGAUGUUACCAGCAGAGAUAGGGAAGCUGCUGAAUUUAUCCACGCUUAUACUGGACACCAACGAGCUACUGGUGGUGCCAGUCGAGAUCACGCUACUGGUGAACCUAGAGAGGCUCGCCCUCAGCAACAACCACCUCACAGAGCUGCCCAACGGGAUAAAACGCUUGAAGAAGCUGACAAGUCUACACUUGGCCAACAACAAGUUCCAGUUGUUUCCCAUGGAGGUCUGCGACAUUACGUCCCUUGUUUUCCUGGAUCUCAGCGACAACUUGUUGAAGCUCCUACCCAAAAGGAUCAGCAAGUUGAAGAACCUGGAGACGCUUCUGUUGUUCAUCAACCAGCUGACCAAGCUGCCGGACACCAUCGUCCAGAUGACUGAGCUCAGGUGCCUCUGGCUGGGCAACAACCAGAUCCGUGCCCUACCCAAAGGGUUUGGGUACCUGACCAAGCUAGACUGGGGAGAAAGAUACACAUCUUCAACGCUUGAUGGGAAUCCAUUGACUAACCCUCCCCUUGAAAUAUGCCGACAAGGUCCCUUUGCAAUAGAAACUUACCAAGGAGUUGGUCCCAACAUUGACGCCCAAAAAGAAGCCGAGAAAGAUGCCAGUUCUAAAGGACGAGGCAGAAACAGAGCAUCAUCUGACGCGGCUAAAAGUCUUCAGAGCUCAGAAAGUGAUAAAAGUAGAGGAUCCAUUGAUGCUACGGCUUUCAGGCGAGGUAGGGCGCCAUCGGACGCCGCUAAAACUCUCCAGGGUUCGGAAAGCGAAAAGGGCCGGGGGUCUAUUGACGCUUCCACCUUCAAGAGAGGCAGGGCGCCAUCCGACGCCGCUAAAACUCUUCAGGGUUCGGAAAGCGAAAAGGGCCGGGGGUCUAUUGACGCCUCCACUUUCAAACGAGGUAGGGCGCCCUCGGACGCCGCUAAAACUCUUCAGGGUUCGGAAAAUGAAAAGGGCAGGGGGUCUAUUGAUGCCUCGACUUUCAAACGGGGCAGGGCUCCCUCUGACGCAAGCAAAUCUUUGACAACACCAGAAAAAAACGUUAAAGUCAACCAGAAUAUCGACACGAUCAAACCCAAAGUGUUGCCGCAGAUUGGGAACGAUCAUAGGAGAUCCUCCACGAAAGCUUUGGAAGGAAAGGAAAACACACCCAAAAUAGGGAAAAACUGAUUUGUCUGAAAUGGACAAAAUCUAGGCACACAAGCACAGGGCCACAAUUUUGUUUUAAAACAGGACAAAAACUGAUAAAUGCUGUUGAUUUUUGUUGUCAUACACGCACCUACAUAGCUACAAGUCCAAAAAAAGUCACACCAAAUAAACUGAAUCCUAACCAAACGACUGGCAAGCUAUAAUGUAGCUAAAGCCAAUCGGUAAAUUUUCAUGGUCCUAUUUUUAUGCUGCAAAUUUUUAUUUUGAUCUAACUGGAUUCAAAUUAUUUUUAAGACUAUUUAUGUUAACCUGGAGAAAUAAAUAAAAUAAAAAAACCAAUAAUGAUGAGCCGUAAUUGGGGCAGAUUAACAUUAUAACAACGAUGUAGUCUAGCAUAAAGUGGCUGCCCUUUGGUGAGUCUUUCCCACUGUGUUAUCUAACAACGUACAAGACAGUAAACAUAUUUCUCUCACAGAACUCAGCUUCAUUUCCAGAAAAAGCUACUGUCUCUAGAAUAUAAUAACUGGCCUGUCCAUGUCAUUUUAUUUAUUCCAUUGUGAUAUUUAUAUUGAUUAUAUAUGUUUAUAUAAAAUAAAUGCUUAAUGCUUAUG